AUGGAUGAAAAAAGAAAUCUUGUUGUCAUUUGUGGGGAAAACAAACGUUUAUGAUGGUGAAACUAGUGGCGCGCGCCUUCGAAACACUGCUUCAUGAAGCUUUUACAAAGCUGUUUGUUUCGAAAUUGGUUUGUAAACUAUGUCAUUAUACAUUUUUAAAGUCUUUGUAAGCUUUCCUUUCACUUAAUUUUGACUAGCAGCAGGUGGACCGCUCCGACACAGUGAAUCAUUUGCCGAAUCAAUUGAUUCACUUAUCGCCGUAAUCUUGAGAUUCGCUGAACAAAUCAGUGAAUGAAUCUUUUUAGUGAACUGAUUCAAAAGAUUCGAGUCUCUGUGAUGAAUCAAAAACCACGCUCUUCCUCCUCACUGGCAUAUGUUUAUCAAAACAAAGCCACUUCUGUUGCGGACACAAGUCUGUGACCUCAGACAGCAGUCUGCCGUGACCCUUGCUCCCGUUAUCACGGAUUGAAUCUUUUAGGACCGAGUUUUGUCGGAGCUUUCCAGGAUAGCCGCGUCUGUCACCUGUUUAUCACCUGCUCGACCCCACCCAUUCUACAGGUAACCAUCGCGAGAUUUCACUGACGGGUUUCGGUCAAAAUCCCGUGUCUGUGGGAAAGGUAAAGUUUGGAUUUGGAAAACCAAAACAAAUGUGAUCUGCGCCCUAUACGCAACAAUGAGCCAGCCGUCCAGAAACCAGCGUGCGCAGAGAGAGAGAAAUGGGGGAAACUAUAGUGGGAAGAGAGACAGAGAGCACCGCAGCCGACGGGACAGUCCUAGUGACCGACGGUCAGGCAGUGAGAGGUCUUCCAGCCAGCUUCCGUACUACCCCAGAGAUUCUCAGAGACCCGCGAGGAGCGCUCCUCGAGAGGAACACCGGGAGUCAAAGUGCUCUUACAUCUGUUCAAGGACAGGUAUCGUGUUGAUAUGUACCGUCCUGACCAAUGCGUUGGUGCUCAUCUGCAUUGUGGCUGCUCACAUGUCGCAGAUGGGAAUGUCUGCAAUGGGUAUGGGCGGCACAAGCUUUAUUGACACCAUCACUCCUUUUGAGGGGACGGAGCUGCAGAAGGUGCGUGAGCUUGACAUGCAGUACGGACAAAUGAGAGCACCUCUAGUCUAUGGAGGCGUGGCGUUCAGCCUCACAUUUGGUAUACUUUCACUCCUGUUCGUAGUGUCCGGCAGCAAACCCGCCCACAUACUUCCACGGAAGCUUCUGAUUGGACAGUUUGCAUUCCUGAUCAUUGGUGCAGUGGGUUAUGUGGUUGCUGUAGGUUUGUACUUGCAUUUCGUGAUCUACGUGAACUCAACCGACAUGUGCCGUCAACGUGAACGACUGUACGCUCGUAAUGGAUAUACCUGGAUGAACUGUAGCGUAAAUGGGGGAGAUGCAUCCGUCGCACUAUUUGGAAUCAUAACCGCAAUUCUGUAUGCUGUUGGCGCCUUUUUAACGGGGAAAACAAUCCAGGAUGUCCGAAAUUACUUUAAGGAGCGUGACCGCUACAAAGCCGAACGAAGAGAACAAACCAGAGAUCUCCAAGAAAGAACUCUUAAUCCUGACAUUUAUGUCUGAGUUGUGCUACAAAAUAUGUGGACUUAAACCUUCUCGACUGGAUGUACAUAAACUGGUUUUAAUUCCUUUUUCUUUUUUCCUUUUUGUUUUUUACAUUUUUUUUUUUUUUUUACAUUUUUUACCAAGAAAUCUGUUUUUAGAAUUUUUAUUAGAGUUGAAUUAGUUUUAUUUUAUUUAGUAUAAAUACUGCAUAAAAUGUAGCUGUGGCUUUUUGCCUCAUGAAUAAAAAAAUGUAUCAAAAUAAGUGAAUACAAAAAUA
This is a messenger RNA of Megalobrama amblycephala (Wuchang bream), 1826 nucleotides long. RefSeq lists its product as uncharacterized. The record is from RefSeq and is a predicted model, not a curated record. Gene Ontology annotation, cellular component: membrane. Bases 674 to 1567 code for a protein of 297 amino acids. NCBI's taxonomy places the organism in Eukaryota, Metazoa, Chordata, Actinopteri, Cypriniformes, Xenocyprididae. The transcript is spliced from 4 exons.